Molecule: messenger RNA, 889 nt
Organism: Staurois parvus
Lineage: Eukaryota; Metazoa; Chordata; Amphibia; Anura; Ranidae
Source: the annotation of a GenBank genome assembly
AUGUCGGAGGGGCCCCAGGAGGACGGAGGGGCCCCGUUCUAUAUAAACCGGGGGGGCCUCCCCCAUCCAGGCCGACACAUGGGAGAGGAUGUGGGGGCACAUCGUCCGGACACACCCGGCCGCGGAGGAGCUGGAGAGGCAGAUCAGAUCGGCCACCGACCUGCCGAGGGUGCCAGUCCCCGUGGUCCCGGUGUUCAGUGUGGGAUCCACUGUCCCAGAGAAGGUGGAGGCCGUCCAGCGAUACAUCAGAGAGCUGCAAUACAACCACACCGGGACCCAAUUCUUCGAGAUCAAGAAGACCCGACCACUGACUGGAUUGAUGGACCUAGCGAAGGAGAUGACCAAAGAAGCUCUGCCAAUCAAAUGUCUGGAGGCCGUCAUUCUGGCCAUCUAUCUAACCAACAGCAUCUCCACCCUAGAGCGCUUCCCCAUCAGUUUCAAGACUCAGUUCUCUGGCGGCUGUUUCCGCCACAUUGUUCUUGGCUUAUACUGUAACGGGUAUUUCGGUGCCGUGGGAAUCAGCCGCCGGGAGGACCUGAUGUUCAAGCCACUCCACUAUCGGACACUCAGUGAUCUGUUGGCAGAUUUCCAGGAGGCGUACACUCGAUGUUGGCACACGCUGCGCAAGGUGAAGAUUGGCCCCUUUGUGUCACAUGACCCCCACAGCGUGGAGCAAAUCGACUGGAAGCAUUCGGUGCUGGACGUACAGGAGCUGAGCGCCGAGGGGCUCCGCAGGGAGCUGGAGAGACACAGCAGGGAGAUGAGACUCAGGGUAAGGAUUACCAAGGGACCCCCUUCACCUCCUAAGGAGAGAAAGAGGGACGUCACCCCAUCUCCCCAGCGAGGACAGUCCAGCCCACACCGCAGGGAGCGGCAGGACAGACGGUAA